AUGCAAUAUCCUCCACCUAGUUCUUUUCGUUUUGUCUUUCUAUCAAACACCCAAAGCAGCAAUGGUGAUUAUGAUAUUCCUGCUCGCUUCCAAGCCGCAGACGGGGAGCCUGUCAACGACCCUACAGAAGCUGGCAGGCAGGUUCAAUUAUUUGUUCGUCCUUUCCAACAGGCUCCUUCAAGAACCAUUGAUGAGUCUUGGAAACAACAACUAGCUCUAAUCAGUGUUUUGGGAGAGGAGGAGACAUCCGAUGAACCAGCUGUACAUUCUGGAACGAGAGGACUAGACGCUUCCAAUGAACCUAUAUCGCCAAAAACCGUUCUCAAAGUGGCCCAGCUCCUAUGCAUAAUGAGCAAAAAAGAUGGGGUUAAAGUAUCGACCCCUUUGCAGGAACUGGAAGGUAUCGUGAAUGGAUUACGGAUUUUAAAUUUAGGAUGA
Sclerotinia sclerotiorum 1980 UF-70 is the source of this 438-nucleotide messenger RNA. RefSeq lists its product with no specific name. NCBI's taxonomy places the organism in Eukaryota, Fungi, Ascomycota, Leotiomycetes, Helotiales, Sclerotiniaceae. The transcript has 4 exons. The record is from RefSeq and is a predicted model, not a curated record. The coding region runs from base 1 to 438 and encodes 145 amino acids.